AUGGCUGCGAAGUACCAGAUCGUCCUCAUCCGCCAUGGCGAGAGCCAAUGGAACGUGGACAACAAGUUCACGGGCUGGCACGACGUGCCUCUGUCUGUUAAGGGCGAGCACGAGUCGCACGAUGCAGGCAAAGUGCUCAGAGAGGCGGGGUUUAAGUUCGAUUUGGCGUACACUUCCGUACUUAAGCGCGCCAUCAAGACGCUGUGGAACAUUUUAGAGGAGACGGACCUCAUGUGGAUCCCCGUGGUGCGAUCGUGGCGACUCAAUGAGCGCCACUACGGCGCACUUACGGGCUUGAACAAGCAAGAGACAGUGGACCAGCACGGCCUCGAGAAGGUCAUGGUCUGGCGUCGCAGCUACGCCACGCCCCCGCCGCCGCUCGAGGCCGACAGUGAGUACUACCCGGGCAACGACCCUAAGUACGCAGACGUACCUAAGGAGCUCUUGCCCUUUGCCGAGUCGCUCGCUACGACAGGCGACCGCGUCCUCCCGUACUGGGAACAGACCAUCAUUCCUUCCAUUAAAGACGGCAAGAAGGUUGUCAUUGCGGCUCACGGCAACUCGCUGCGAGCGCUCGUGAAACAUCUGGAUCAGAUCCCAGAGGACGCGAUCACGGGCCUUAACAUCCCCACGGGCGUCCCGCUCGUCUACGAGUUGGACGAGCACUUUCGACCCGUGCCGCACCAAGACGCCAUUGCCCCGUUGGCUGGACGCUACAUUGGCAACCAGGACGAGAUCAAGGCGCGUAUUGCAGGCGUUGCGAACCAGACCAAGGCGUGA
This is a messenger RNA of Peronospora matthiolae, 780 nucleotides long. NCBI's taxonomy places the organism in Eukaryota, Oomycota, Peronosporomycetes, Peronosporales, Peronosporaceae. The record is from the annotation of a GenBank genome assembly.